ACUUAAAAAUUAUUCCUCAUAAAAGAUAAAAUACGAUCUUGCUCUUAAUAGGAUUAGGGAUGCAAAUGCAGGUAAACGGUCUUCACUCGUCCUUCGAUUCUGGGCAAAGUCGGUGCUCUCGAGGAUCUAAGAAUAUACUCCAAUUGGUUCCGGAAUCUCGCGGCGAAUUGCAGUCUUGGAGGCAACAUGGACGAGAUUCCAGAACCUUCAUCCAGAGGCAGAAAACGCCUCCGGGACCAAGAAGAUACCGAGCCCCAAUGCAGCGAUCUUGAUCAAACUCUAUCCCUAGAGGAAAAUCUUACAUUUAGCGAUACACUGGUGGCGCUUCGCAUGAUGCGAGCUCAGUUCCCUCACAUUGAGAAGGUCGCAAUUCAGCCCUUUGUUUUAAGGUCACAAUUAUACAGCAGCGUAAAGGACAGAACGCAAGUGGAUAGAGAAUUGGAGUGUUUAAGAAGAGAGAAAGUAGUGCGCAUAUUCAAAUUAAAUACUGGACAGGAUGAUCAUGCUGUAAUGUUUCAAGACGACUAUCUAAACCAGAUAGAACGUGUUGUGAAAAGACUGGGAGAAAAGAAGCAGGGUGAUCUUGAAGUUUUUAAAUGGUUUAGAACACAUGUUGUGGAUGCUAAGCUGGAAUCUAGUAUAGAACAUCAAGAGCUUCAUACACUCUUAUCACUUGGGGGAAAGGUUAAGGAUGGACACAUCUCCCUUUUAAUCAAUGCUGGCCUUUUUACUCGUCAGCUUAUUGAUCCGAACAUGUACUGGUUUGCAAUUCCAAAUAUUGGUUCAGUGCUAAAGGGUCUCUCUCAGGGAAGAAAGGAAGUGCUUUCUUUCCUAAACCGCAGGAGAUACAAAGAGAUGAUGUCAACUUCUAUGGAGAAGAAGCGUCUCCGGUUGUCUCCACUCGAUAUGAGAUUUCAUCUUCGUGAUCUGAUUGGCUCGGGUCACCUCAAAACAAUCCAGACAUCAACUGGCUUAGUUGUUCAAGUGUCUAAAGAUUAAAACCCCAGGAAGACACCAUCUCUCCUCUUGGGUCCAUCUGAUGAUGACAAAACUUCUCUUGGUUUUCAAUCUAGAGAAGAGGUAAAGUUUCUUAUGCUCUGGAAUGAUAAGCUACUGAUGCUAUCCAUAGAUUUACAUGUGAUGAUUAAAGUGACUAAGAUACACCCAUUGGGGAAUGUUUGGUUCACAAAGAGAUCUCACAAAAUAAACUUACAAACUGAUAUGGCUAGUUGCGGUGCAUUAGAUUGUAAAGCUAUUUUUAUUAUAAAGCAGAUCUAAUAAAUCACAUCUAGCCACAUCGAUUUAUGAGAUUACUUUUGUGAAAUCUAUUUGUGAACCUAAUCAGUUCAUCCCUGUUCUAUUAUUAAG
Juglans microcarpa x Juglans regia is the source of this 1368-nucleotide messenger RNA. RefSeq names its product serine/threonine-protein kinase 19 homolog. Gene Ontology annotation, biological process: protein phosphorylation. NCBI's taxonomy places the organism in Eukaryota, Viridiplantae, Streptophyta, Magnoliopsida, Fagales, Juglandaceae. The coding region runs from base 187 to 999 and encodes 270 amino acids. The record is from RefSeq and is a predicted model, not a curated record. The transcript is spliced from 8 exons. Gene Ontology annotation, molecular function: protein serine/threonine kinase activity.